Messenger RNA from Colletotrichum truncatum, 1422 nucleotides. Its product is annotated as FAD binding domain-containing protein. The record is from RefSeq and is a predicted model, not a curated record. Gene Ontology annotation, molecular function: monooxygenase activity; FAD binding. Lineage: Eukaryota; Fungi; Ascomycota; Sordariomycetes; Glomerellales; Glomerellaceae.
AUGUUGGGAAACUAUUUUGUUCAAGAAAAGAUACAGAGAGGCCCUAAUGACAGAUUGAAUGUCAUUAUCGUGGGAGCUGGCCUCGGUGGUCUUGGAGCCGCUAUUGGAAUAUUGCUGGCCGGCCAUAACGUAACCGUGCUAGAAGCCGCUCCUGAUAUCGGAGAAGUUGGUGCAGGAAUCCAGGUCUUGCCCAAUGCUGCACGAGUGUUGUUCUCGUGGGGCCUGGAGAAGAAGCUGGAGAAGUAUGCAACGAAGCCUCAGAAAUGCAAUUUCAUCGGCUGGAAAGGAAACUUUCUAGGCGAUAUGAACUACCACCAGUAUGCAGCAGCUGCAGGAGGGUUUCCCUUCUGGGACUUCCACCGAUCUGAUCUGCACCGAUGCUUGCUCGAACGCGCCGUGGAACUCGGCGCGAAACUCAUUACGAAUGCGAAAGUUGAUACCUUCACUGUAUCCCAAGAUCAAACUACCUCAACUGUUGUCCUCGGUGACGGACGUACCAUGACAGCAGACCUCCUUGUCGGUGCAGACGGUAUUUCUUCCAAGCUGAGAGAACAAUUCCUUGGCAGGCCUGAUCCACCACAGCUUACGGGUGACCUGGCAUAUCGACUCCUUCUAAACACGGCAGACAUGCUGAAAGACCCGGAGCUACGACACUUUGUCGAGAACCCUCAAGUAAACUACUGGAUUGGUCCCGACAAGCACGCUGUAAACUAUGUUCUCAAAGGUGGUAAGCUGUUCAACAUGGUUCUCUUGGUACCGGACGACAUGCCCAUUGAUGGCAGAAACACACUUCAGGGCAACAUUGAGGAGAUGCGAGCCCACUAUGACGGAUGGGAUCCUCGAAUCAGCAAGAUGUUGCUCAUGUGCGAUGAGGUUCUGAAAUGGAGACUUUGUAUCAGACCCGGUCUUGAGCCUACUUGGUCACAUCCGUCUGGCACUUUCACUAUGCUUGGCGAUGCCGUCCAUGCGACCUUGCCAUACCUUGCCAGUGGAGCCGGCAUGGCUCUGGAGGACGGAGGCGUUCUUGGUCUCUGUCUUGCUCGAUUGACAGAUAAGUCCGUCUCAUCAAGGAAGAAGGCUCUCAAAAUAUACGAGGACUGUCGUCGAGAGAGAACCGAGCGUGUUGUGCGCCGCGGUACAUACAACCAAUGGAUUUACCACCUCCAUGAUGGCGCAGAGCAGGUUGAGCGCGAUGCCAAGUUUCAACAAUUCGGAAACAUGGACAGCGAGUGGCUAAGCGGUGAAUCACCUGUAUUGCCCGUAUCCCAGGAGACAGGAGAUGACCCGUUUCCAUGGAGGUAUCAUGGAGUCGGCAGGUGGCUUUUGACUUACGAUAUGUGGGCUGAUAUUGAGGAUAAAUGGCCAUCAGUUAAAGGAGUUGCUACAGCUGAGAGUAACAAGACGCCUAGAGCGAGCCUAUGA